Molecule: messenger RNA, 1659 nt
Organism: Adineta ricciae
Lineage: Eukaryota; Metazoa; Rotifera; Eurotatoria; Adinetida; Adinetidae
Source: the annotation of a GenBank genome assembly
AUGAAACUCUCUCCGAAGGUUAGAAAAAGUCUACCUUGGACGGUCUUUCUUAUCACAGUCGCACUUUGUGUGCUGGCCACUGCACUCAUUACUUAUCGACUGUCAACAUCAGCAUCAGGCAGUACACAAGCAUCGUCGAAGGAAGAAAUUGUUGUUGACUUUAUAGUCAUCGGUGGUGGUUCCGCUGGAUGCAUCGUAGCCGCACGACUAGCUGAAUAUGGGUUUGAAACUCUCUUAAUAUCGAGUGGCGCCAAUGAUACCUUAAAUCCGAUGAUGCGAGAAAAGCGAGCGUACAGUCAAUUAUUUCGUAUGCCUCAAUUCAAGCAUUAUCUAUUUCCGGAACCGUCUUUAAAUCUGAAUGGACGCGUUUUGAAUACUAUCGUGCAGAAUACUCUCGGAGGUAAUGGUGUUAAUGGUGGUGGAAUGGAACAAAUGAUGCGAAAUGAUUGGACAUAUUUCGUCAAUGUCACGAAUGAUCAAUCCUACCAUCAUCAAAAUAUGUCUGCAUACUAUAAGAUGGUUGAAAACUUUACGUCAACUGCAUCGAUUUCGCCGUCUGAAAAUCACGGCCAUAGUGGCCCUAUUAUAAUCACACAAUAUUACGAUACGAAAUUUGGUAAUCUGUGGAAAAGUGUCGCUCACGAACUAUCUGAAACAUAUAGUGAUGACCUAGCAGGUUUGUCUGAUUAUGGAUUUUCGUUUGAGGGCUCAGCGUUCACGAAUGGUCUGAGGAGUUGGAGUGGUGAUGCUUAUUUGAGUUUCACUAUGAGCAAGUAUUCUAAUCUAAAAGUAAUUACAGCCGCUACCGUCACUAAAUUGGAAAUCAAUGAAAAAACGAAGCACGUCGAUAGCGUUUUAUUUGUCACAUCGAACGGUCUAUUCAAAGGAACAGCAAGAAAAGAGUAUAUUCUGUCUGCUGGUGUAUUUUUCAGUCCACAUCUUUUGAUGUUAUCAGGCAUUGGUGAUCCGGAUAUUCUUCGACAGCAUAAUAUAACUGUAAAGCAUGAAUUGAAACAAGUUGGCAAAAAUUUAAUGGAUAAUGGAGUAGUAACUAUCGAAUAUGACACCAAAAACUUUUCCCUUGGUAACUUGAAACCCGUUGGCUUGGUUAAUAGCCAAUCAACAACAACAAAUACUAAUCCCGACAUAUUUUUCAUCUUGAAACUGGAUGAAGAAACAAAACGACUCACUGUACUUAUACUUAAUAUCUCACCAAAAUCUCCCGCUGGCUAUGUUUCAUUGCACAAUUCGAAUCCGUUGGUAUUACCAAAAAUAAACCUAACUUAUCUCAAAGAUGAACGUGAUACUAAAACAUUUGUCAAUGGUAUUGAAUAUAUUCGACGAGUAAUGUCAACAUCUGUCAUGAAGCAGUAUGCUACAUUCAAUGAAACACAACCAGGACCGAAUUUCGUGAAUCUAUCGAAUUAUGUCAUCAAUACUGUUUCUACUGCUCAGCAUUUCCUCGGAACUUGUUCUAUGGGAAAAGAUGAACAAACGUCGGUCGUUGACAGUCAUUUCAAAGUUCAUGGUAUAGAUAAUCUUCGGAUAGUCGAUGCAUCGAUAUUUCCCGCCGGCUUCAUUUCGAAAUCUGGUCCGUGCUUAACAGUAUAUGCUUUAGCAGAAAAAGCUGCUCGCACACUACAGCAGAUGUAUUCUUAG